Molecule: messenger RNA, 916 nt
Organism: Saccostrea cuccullata (small rock oyster)
Lineage: Eukaryota; Metazoa; Mollusca; Bivalvia; Ostreida; Ostreidae
Product: proteasome assembly chaperone 2-like
Exons: 7
Coding region: 86-910 (274 amino acids)
Biological process (GO): proteasome assembly
Cellular component (GO): nucleus; cytosol
Source: RefSeq, a predicted model, not a curated record
CAAAAUGGCGGCCUCCAUGAGUAAACAUAUUUUUUGUAUCGUGUGAGCGUUUAUAUUAUUUUAUUCUCAUUCGAAGUCAUACAAAAUGUUUAUACCAGUAGACAAAAAGAAUCCACGGUCAUUUGAAGGAUAUACCUUAAUCUUGCCAGCAGUAUCAGUGGGAAAUGUAGGACAACUAGCAGCUGACUUGUUGAUUUCCACCAUGUGGCUGGACAAAUGUGGCUUCAUCUAUCAUGACAGUAUCCUGCCCUUGGUUGGAAAUGAUCCUUUUGCCCAUCCAGAAGCAGAUGUCUGCAAAGUUGUUACUGCAUGUGAGGUGUAUGAAAGUAAACUAGAUCAGCUGGUUGUUAUUCAACAGAGGGCUCCCUUUGUAAAGGGAAAGAUGCCAAGUUUUCGACGCUGGUUGAUAAGUUGGAUUAAGGAAAAUAAGUUUGAGAAGGUCGUCAUUCUCAGCAGCAUGCAUGCACAUGAACGACUUGAUGUUCAGUUACAAGGGUCCCAAUUUAGGUAUGUAGCCACCUCUGAUAUAGAAGACAAACACAAAGAAAGGUUUUGUCACGAGGCUCUACAGUGGAAACCUUUAGAACAAAGACCCUGUUUGACUGAGUCUGGAAAGACAGAGGAUUCCCUCUAUCUCCCUGGGGGUGGCAUUGCCAGAACCCUGUUUGAUGAAUGUUCUAAGGAGAGUAUACCUGCUGUUGUCCUCCUUGUGUUUUGUGCAGAAGGAGACAAUGCUCAGGAUGCUGUUAGAUUAGCUUACAACCUCAACCUGUGGCUAGAUUUCAUUGAUUUUAAGCCCAAAUAUGAUUUGGAUGGAAAGACCAUUAUAAAGCCUGCCUCCACAUGGAAAAUUCCUUCAUCUUGGAGACUUUUGUUUGGGACAGCUGUGGAUCAAACUUUAUUUCACUAAUUUUAA